AUCCCCUGCACCUACUGAACACUACAUCCCGGUGCCGGACCCAAUUGCCAAAUUAGCUUCCAAAGAAUGGGCCCACCCGCUCAAAGCUCGACGCUUCAAGAACAUGGCUGACAGACUUUACGCCCUAGCCCCAGACUUCGCCACCAAGUUAGAUGUCCCUGGCAUAGAUGAACCGAUCGCUCGCCUCGUUUCACGAUCUAUCUUGCCCAGGGAAGGGGAAUCCCACCUAAAAGAUACUACUGAACGUCGAAUAGACUUCGCCCUCCGCAAGAACCACGAGGCCACUGCCCUAGCCAUGCGUGCCUCUGCCUCAGCCUCCAUCUUCUCCAGAGCAUCUAUGAUGUGGCUGGAUGACCUUCUAGAGGACGAUAACCCUGAUCCUGUCGCCUUCAAAAGAGCACUAUUGAAGUUACGUAAGACAGCAGCCUUUGUGGCCGAUGCCACUUUGGAUGCCACCCAAUUAGGGGCACGAGCCAUGACGACUCAAAUAGUCGCUCGUCGCACCCUCUGGCUUCGCCACUGGCAAGCUGAUUCAGCGGCUAGAUUGAACCUGUCCAAGGCUCCUUACUCCGGAUCUCUACUCUUCGGUGAGGAAGCUCUAAAGGCAGUUCUGGUUGAUCCAAAAGACGCCCACAAACCGGUUCUAGCCACAAUCAAGAACAUCGACCACAGGCCCCUCAGGCGAUUUCCCUCCUUUCGUUCUAACCAGCCCUUUCGAGGAACGCGACCAGGAGGACGAGGCCGCGAUUUCAGACCCUAUGAUUCCAACGCAUUCAGGGGCUCCUGGAACCGACGCCCCCAGGGCAGAGACCUACGGCUGGCUGGUCAACUUCGACAAAAGCCAUCUCCAACCAACCCAACGCCUACUACAUCUUGGGGCAAUGUUGGACACCCUGCAGGCAAUGGUCUUCCUGUCUCCAGAUCGCAUCACUGCCAUCACAAGCAUCGCAAGGUCCCUGAUGCAACAAACAUCCGCAGACGUCAUGCUUCUCGCCAGAGCGCUCGGGAUGUUUAUCUCCACAAUCCACAUUGUACCCUGGGCUCGAGCUCACACUCGGCCCCUUCAGUGGACUCUGUUGCCUUUUCAAAAAGACAUUGCCAGCUCCAACCAUCGCAAAGUUCGUUUGAGCCCCGCUCUGCGCCUCUCCUCUGCUGGGCAAAACGCAGCUCAGAGCAGGCCAUUUUGGUACGAGAGACAGCCCACAUGGAAAAAGCAAAGUACCUGCCUCAGUAUGAACAUCUACUUCAGAGCCAUUUUUCUCUUCUGCAGAGGAUGGCAAAAACCAGAUCAGCGACAGCCAUUUUAAUACAAAAAGGACAGAUUAUGAACAUCACUCCAGACUGCAACUUCCUGAAGCUGCUUGGGGCAGGAACUAAAUGUUGGGGAAACAGUUGUGUGACUGAAUGUUAUGUAUCAUUUGAUCCUGAAGCACAGUAUCACACGACUGGCAUUACCCUGCAUGCUACUCCUUAG
Molecule: messenger RNA, 1474 nt
Organism: Rhineura floridana
Lineage: Eukaryota; Metazoa; Chordata; Lepidosauria; Squamata; Rhineuridae
Exons: 3
Coding region: 104-1474 (456 amino acids)
Source: RefSeq, a predicted model, not a curated record